CACUGCGCAUGCCCGUAUCAGUCCACGUUGCAAAAAACGCAGAGGAAGUACAAAUGAGUUUGAUUUGAUUGCUGACAUCCGUUCAAAAUGAUGCUUAGGCUCGUGUUGUUGUGGUUGUUAGUUGCCGGGCAGGGAUGUAAAGCAAGUGAUCCUGACAGUACACCAGCUCUAACAGCAUGUACUGAAAGACUGCAACAUGUGCCCAAUCACACGGCCUGUCUCAAGCCAUCGCCUCUUGUCAAACAGUCGGGUGUGGGAGAAGAUGAAAAGAAAGUUAUUAUCGACGAACACAACCGAUACAGAAGCAAAGUGCAACCGCCAGCUACCAAUAUGCUCAAAGUGUACUGGAACGAGGAGCUGGCGCUUAUUGCUCAGGCUUGGGCCAGCAACUGCAAGGUGGAGCACGACGCCAUGAACCACAGAAACAUCCCCGGAGUGUACCAGAUUGGCCAGAAUUGGGCACUGGACUACCAUAACUGGACGCAGUCUAUAGCAGGAUGGCACUCGGAGGUCCAGGCCUUUACGUACAACGGAGCUAACGUGCCGGACAAAGUGGGGCACUACACACAGCUCGUAUGGGCCGACACCACCAGAGUAGGAUGUGGAUUCGCCAAGUGCAACACUAGUCUGUUUUAUGUCUGCAACUAUGCCCCUGCGGGGAACAGAGGUGGAUACAAGACACCAUACAAGAAAGGAACACCUGCAGCGGAAUGCAAGCAAAAAGAGAACAACCUCUGUGAUUGUGGAGGGAAAGCUUGUGAAAAUGGCGGCACAAUCAAUAGAACAUCUUGCGCCUGUAAAUGUAUCAUAGAAAACUUCUAUGUUGGUGACGUAUGCAAACUUGACUGCGAAAAUCCUACUGUUAAAGAACCCUCCUAUUGUAACCACACAGCUUACAUAGAGAAAAACUGUCUCACAAUUGCUGAUGUACCUGACCGUUGUCCCAAGAUGUGCCACAAGUGUCCAUAUGGCGACUACAGAUACGAUUAUAUAGAUACGAAGCCAGCAACUACCACACGAGUGUGUAAAGACAAGUUCAGGGUCCGACGUGGUCACACCGCCUGCCUCCAGCCUUCCAAACAACUUAACCAAACAGCAGAUUUUAAUAUUUCUACAUCCGAUAUAGAUUCGAUACUUAAACAGCACAACCUGUACAGACAGAACGUGACACCGGCAGCUGACAACAUGAUGAAAUUGUCUUGGGAUGCUGAGGUUGCCAUGGUUGCACAGGUGUGGGCGGAGGCCUGCGUGGACGGCUCGGAUGAACCAUCGCAUAGAACAAUUCCCGGUCGGUUCCGUUUAGGUCAAAACAUUGUGGUUGGUGUUGACAGUUGGGCAGACGCAAUCAGCACUUGGAAGGACGCGGGAAAGGACUUCGUAUAUGGCAGCAAUGCCAACGCUGAUAAAACAGCGCCCUAUACACAGCUCGUGUGGGCGGCGACGACACGGAUUGGAUGUGGUUUCGCGCUCUGUGGCGGGAAAUCGGUUUAUGUUUGCAAUUAUGGACCAGGGGGCAACUCGCGCUUGGAUAACAGUAAACCAUACGCUAAUGGUACAACUAGCAAAUGUAUCGGUGGACUCUGCGAUUGUGGCGACAAGUAUUGUCGAAAUGAUGGGAUUUUGAAUCCAUCUGCAUGCACAUGUUCCUGUAAGACGGACUUCUAUCAACAACCAGGCUGCUCUUUGUCCUGUGAUGACGUCAAAGAGCCAGUUUUCUGUAACAAAGAGAUCUUUCCGGAAGCUGCAUGCGAUAGUAAUCCCCUGGCCCAAGUCUUCUGUCCCAACCUAUGUAAAGUAUGCCCAUAUGCAGACCCAAAUUACUCUGAUGUUGGUGUGACCCCACCCCCUCCGACACAUCCCCAAGUCGAGCCCUCUUUCCCGUGCGGGCCGAUCCAAGGAGCUACACAUCUGGAUGUCCAGAUAAAAAUUGUAAUUGUCAGUUUUGUAAUUGCGAUCACAACGUCAUUGUUUUGAGAACAUAAACAAUAUGGGGCGCCACUGGUAUCUGUAUUCGUUACAGAAAUGAAUCACCGUGAACUGACCAAACACUUAUGUUACAUGAUUAUAUAAUUAUUCAAUAAAAUUUGUAAAAUGGAA
This is a messenger RNA of Haliotis rubra (blacklip abalone), 2097 nucleotides long. RefSeq lists its product as uncharacterized. The record is from RefSeq and is a predicted model, not a curated record. NCBI's taxonomy places the organism in Eukaryota, Metazoa, Mollusca, Gastropoda, Lepetellida, Haliotidae. The transcript is spliced from 19 exons. Gene Ontology annotation, cellular component: extracellular region. Bases 88 to 1974 code for a protein of 628 amino acids.